This is a messenger RNA of Bipolaris maydis ATCC 48331, 1212 nucleotides long. Its product is annotated as ergosterol biosynthesis ERG4/ERG24 family-domain-containing protein. Gene Ontology annotation, molecular function: 7-dehydrocholesterol reductase activity. NCBI's taxonomy places the organism in Eukaryota, Fungi, Ascomycota, Dothideomycetes, Pleosporales, Pleosporaceae. Gene Ontology annotation, biological process: cholesterol biosynthetic process; brassinosteroid biosynthetic process. The record is from RefSeq and is a predicted model, not a curated record. Gene Ontology annotation, cellular component: endoplasmic reticulum membrane.
AUGGCAGCAAAACUCAGUCCCAUCAAUGGCUUCCAUCCGGUCUUUCAAGAAGCCAUUUGCUUGUUUUUGAUUAUCUCGAGUCCGCUGGUUUGUCUGUUAUACUGGAUAGCAUACGAAUACUACGAAGCAAGUCUCUCAGACACUGUUUUAGCAAUCAGAUCGGCGAAAGAUAUCAUUGGCUUUGUUGUAGAUCGUAUCCCACGACCGACGUUAGCUUCAUCAUUGGCAUAUCUUGGCUGGGUUGUUUACCAAGCUGCAUUGUAUCAGUAUGCUCCAGGUCCUUUACACAUCGCACCGCGAACUCCAGGUGGUCGGCGGCUAUCCUACCGGCUUAAUGGGUUGACUGCCUGGGCUCUAACUCUAUUUACGGCGUUAGCAGCUUCUAAAAUCUUCAAUAUUGAACUAUCAUGGAUAGCAAAGCACUGGGGACAACUUCUCGCUUCUGCCAACCUUUAUUGCGCGGUCCUUAUAGCCAUAUUCAGGUAUAAGUCGAAGACUUGGCCAGAUAAUCAUGGUGAAACAAUUUCAAUGGAUGGCUUUUGGCGAGACCUAAUGAAUGGUGGUGAAUUACACCCACGGACAGGAGAGCUAUUCGAUUGGAAGCAUUUCAAUGCUAGCCGAACUGGAGGCAUAUUGCUCUGGACUCUUAUGUCAAACUGGUUUCUCGAGACUCUCGAUGGGAGCCAUGAACGGUUUUCCUUCUACAGCAUAUAUGGCUUUGCAGGUAUGAUGCCUCAUCUCUGGACACUCCAGUCACAGUACCUCGCCAUCCAUCCAGUUUCACUCUCAAAGGCCAAGGUGGUUAUGACAGUGAUAUUUUUCGUCAUAGGUUGGGCUGGACGUCACUUUGUUGAUCAACAAAAGAGCGUGGUAAAAGCCACCAAUGGAUAUUGUACGAUAUGGUGGAACAAGCCGAGGAUUAUUCGCACCAAGUACACAACGUCUGAUGGAAAAUCCCAUGAAGUGGUCAUACUAGGUUUUUGGGGUAUUGCUCGCCAUUUAAACUACGUAGGAAGCGUGAUAUAUACCUGGGCAUCCUGCUUUGCGUGCGGCACCGAUUCAUUUUUUCCGUAUGCGGAGGCGGUGGUAAUGACCUUGAUGUGUAUUCAUAGAUGUCACCGAGACGAAGCUCGAUGUCAAGAAAAGUAUGGCAAGGCAUGGGAUGAAUAUUGCCGCGAGGUCCCCUGGCGUAUGGUCCCUGGUUUAUAUUGA